Messenger RNA from Ichthyophthirius multifiliis, 586 nucleotides. Its product is annotated as rab-like protein 5, putative. NCBI's taxonomy places the organism in Eukaryota, Ciliophora, Oligohymenophorea, Hymenostomatida. Gene Ontology annotation, molecular function: GTPase activity. The annotation marks the transcript as partial. The record is from RefSeq and is a predicted model, not a curated record. Gene Ontology annotation, cellular component: endomembrane system. The transcript has 6 exons. Gene Ontology annotation, biological process: intracellular protein transport.
AUGAGUGAUAAACAAAGAGUUGUUAAAAUUUUAGUUAUUGGUCCAAUUUAAAGCGGCAAAUCUUCAAUAUCUAAUUUUUUAGGUUAAAGGUCUGAAGUAAUAAAUAAAGAUUACAGACCUACAGCAGGUGUUCGAAUUGUCGAAUUUAAUAAAGAAGCUCCAGUAAAUCCGAAAAGGCCUGGUUAGGAAACUGCUAGUGUAUAAUUAUGGGAUGUUUCUGGGGAUUCAAAAUAUGAUUAAACAUGGCCUGCUAUUUAAAAAAAUUGCUAAGGAUGUAUUUUAGUUUUUAAUGCCGAAAAUCCUAAACAUGAAUAAGAAAUUGAAGCCUGGGUGAAUGCAUUUCCUAAAAAAUGUGGAAUUUAACCUUCUAUGUUAAUAGCUUUUUCACAUUUUUUAUCAGGAAAACCUGUGCCUAAAACUAAAUAAAGAUAAAUUAAAGGAUUGCCAACUGUUUCUUGUUACAAUACUUCUAUUGAAGAAGGAGCAGAAACAAUUCAUCCUGCUUUCGAUAAAUUUUUUAAUAAUUUGAUGAUGAAUAUUUAUGAAAAAGAAGAAUAACUAGAAAACAAUUUAAUAUACAAAUAUC